CAAAUUAAAUGAAAUCAGUUGAAAAGUAAUGUCCGCCAGUUGCGGUCGGCUACGAAACAUCUUGAUGUAAUAAAUUUACGAUUUAUAUUUAUUUUGUUUCGUUUUUAAACCUAAAAUCGUGUUGUUCUAGUUGUAAAUAUUGUGCAUUUGUGUCGACGGUACAGGGUUCUUCUUUUACGGAUUUACUCGAACAGGUGAUGUCGAUAAGGGCACCUCGAAUGGAUCGAUAUCGGUGACUUUGAGUUGGGGUGAAAAAUACGAAAAGAAAAGGGUUGUUAUCAUGGAGAAGUCCGCUCGGCCGCGGACAGCUCUCAAUGAGUGUGUGAAGGUGGUGGUUCGAUGUCGGCCGCUCUCGGAGAAGGAGAAGAAUGAGGGCUACGAGGAGGUGAAGAAGAAGCGCACAGAGCAGACUUGGUACGAGCGGCUGUCCACUAAGACUCCGGUGGACAAUAAAGCAUGUGAUGUCCGUUUACAGGUGGUGAAGGUAUGGCCGGAGCGCGGCGCCGUGCAGGUGUACAGCCCCAAGGGGCAGGACAAGAUGUUCACGUACGACGCCGCCUACGACUGCACCGCCGACACACAGACCAUGUACGAUGAAAUGGUGCGGCCGCUGGUGGCGUCAGUGCUGGAUGGGUUCAAUGGCUGCGUGUUUGCCUACGGGCAGACCGGCACGGGCAAGACGCACACGAUGGAAGGCACGGCCGACCACGAGGGCAUCAUCCCGCGCGCCUUCCGCCACAUCUGGGCACACAUCGAGAACAGCGCCUCGCCCGACGUCACGCACCUCGUCUCCUGCUCCUACAUCGAGCUCUACCUCGAGGACGUCAGGGACCUGCUGUCCAAGGACUGCAAGAAGCUGACCAUCAGGGGACAGGAGCUGAACGGGUUCUACAUCCCGGAGAUGACGUCGGUGGUGUGCAAGAGCGCGGCGGAGAUGGUGCGCGUGAUGCGCGCCGGCAACCGCAACCGCGCGGCCGGCCGCACCGACAUGAACGAGCACUCCUCGCGCAGCCACGCCGUCUUCCUCGUCACCGUCGAGACGGCGCACCGCAAGACCAACAGGAUACGGGUGGGGAAGCUGAACCUGGUGGACCUGGCGGGCAGCGAGCGCCAGCGCAAGACGGGCGCGUCCGCCGAGCGGCUGCGGGAGGCCUCGCGCAUCAACCAGGCGCUGUCCUCGCUCGGGAACGUCAUCUCCGCGCUCGCCGAGAACAGCCCGCACGUGCCCUACAGGGACUCGAAGCUGACGCGCAUCCUGCAGGACUCGCUGGGCGGGAACAGCAAGACCAUCAUGAUCGCCAACAUCGGGCCCGCCUCCUACAACUACGACGAGACCAUCACCACGCUGCGGUACGCGCACAGGGCUAAAGCGAUAAAGAACAAGCCGGUCCGCAACGAGGACCCGAAGGACGCGAAGCUGCGCGAGUACCAGGCGGAGAUAGAACGGCUGCGCGCGCUCAUCUCGCAGCGCCGCACCAUCGACCGGCGCCCGCGCAAGCAGCCCAAGCAACGCUCGCAGCCAGCGCCGUCUGACAACUCUGAAGAGGAGACAGUCAGUAUAGAAAACGAAAACAUACUGGCCGAGUCUACGAUAGAACAGGAGAAGAAGCAGAUGGAGGAGCUGGAGCAGCAGAUCCGCGCGCUGGAGGAGCGGCUGGUGCAGGGCGGCGGGGGGAAGGACCUCAUCAACAACCUCAACGAGGCGCAGCUCAUCCUCGAGCAGCGGAACAGCGAGAUCACGGAGCGCAAGAAGCGGGAGGUGGAGAUGCAGCAGAAGAUAGAGCUGGAGGAGGAGACCACCGCCAUCGUCACCAACACCUUCGCCACGCUGCAGCAGGAGGUGGACCACAAGACGCAGCGGCUGAAGAAGUGCCUGGCGCGGUACGGCGGGCUGCGCGAGGAGAUGGUGGAGCAGCGCGAGGCGCACGACGCGGAGCGGCGCGAGCUGGAGGCGCUGCAGGCCGCGCUCAUCGCCGAGCUGCGCCGCCGCCUGCUCGUCGCCGACAGCUUCGUGCCGCUGGCCGGGCGGCCCGCCGUGCUGCGCGCGCGGUACAACGACGACACCGACCUCUGGGAGCUACGGGACCACACGGGCGUAGAGCCACUGACGACGCGGCCCGGGGCCGCCGGGCGACGGCGCGGCGCCAGCGCGCGGCCCGCCCGGCGCCGCGCUGAGAACGUGUUGGACCUCACGCCCAUCCCCCUGCCCCCCACCACGCGCCUGUACUCGGCGCCGCGGCUGGCGCCCAGCCUGGCGCCCGCGCUGGCGCCGGCCCCCCGCAAGGACGAGGUGGAGGCGGUGGGCCCCGUGGGCGGCGUGGCGGUGGCCGCGGUGGCCCCCGUAGGGGGGGUGGCGGGGCGCAAGUCGGCGCGCGCGCGGCCCAGCACGGCGCACCACCGGCUGGGCACGGCCGGCGUGCGGUAGUGCCCAGGUGGCUGGUCCGAAGUCCCGUACGUUCCGGUCGCGGCCGGCGUCUCCACGGAAAUGUGUCGAAGUACAUUUCUCGUGCGAGAGCGGCGCGUACUCGCGAUGCCCCCGCCCUUGUUGUAAGUUUUAUACAAUCCGAUCGAUCGACCCGGAGCUUGCCCGCCGCCCGCCCGCGACGUGCAGUGCGUGGUCCCGGCGCAGCGAUGUCCAGUAGCGAGGCGCCGGUACGUCGCGGCGACGCGAGCCUCAUCAUGAUCUCACUUCAUUUCCCAGUAUUUAAAAGACAAAGAUUCCUUUGUAUAUUACUUUAAAUACAUAACGAGUAUGUAUUGUAUAAGUGGUAGCUACGAAUUGCACGAUGGAGUCAGGGAGACGUCGCGCACACUGCUGCUCGUAUUGUUUAGUUGUUGUUUGUUUUAUAAGAUUUUAUUUUACCAUUGUUGUCUCUUUUGUUUUUGUAAAAUUUUAUUUUGUGCCUCGGUACCAACACACGUGUUUGAGCUAGUGAUAUUAGAUAGUUACAUUUACAACGAUGGAAAUUAUGCCGUGGAGCGAGUUGUUGGUAUUGUCGAUCCGUAUAUAUUGAUGUAUUAUUUCGAGGGCCUUGUACAUAGAGGGAUGUGAUGUACCGUAUGUUCAAACAAGUUACCAAAGAGUCCGCCGUCCUCAGCCGGCGCAGAGCUCCGCUCGGUGCUCGCGUUCCAUUACGUGUAAAUUUAUUUGUGGAUAUGUUGAUAAUUAUAAUUUCUAAACAGUUUCUAGUCAAUGAUGAUGAAUUAUAUUCUUGUAUACAAAAUAUUGUAAAUAAAGGUAUUUUAGGUAUUUGAAAAGUAUCCUUAAUAUCGAGUAUGGAAUAGAGUAAGUAGGUUGCUAAUUAGCGCACAAUACUUUUUGAAUACCAUUUGUAAUACUGCGCGCAUACCGGCGGUGGCCAAUGUUGGCCAUUGGUGGCCAGUAGAGGUCAGCAGUGGCCAGCAGUGGCCGGUAGUGGCCAGACUUGCCAGUGGUGGCAGACUGCGGGUGCGUGGAAGUCACAAGCCACGCUCGCGCCGUCCACACUCUACUUACUUGCUUUAAAUUAAAUCAAUUUAUAUUUUGGGAUUGUGAGUUAUUUAUGAUGUAUUCCUUGUAUUGGCUUUAUAUUUAAUUUAAUUUAAAUUAUGAAUGAAGAGGAUCAUGUAUUGUGAUAUUUAUAAUUUGGUAACUGCUAGUCAGUCGUGCCGCAUACACGCUUAUACUCACUAAUGAAAUAAACAUUUUAAAUUGUA
Molecule: messenger RNA, 3696 nt
Organism: Spodoptera frugiperda (fall armyworm)
Lineage: Eukaryota; Metazoa; Arthropoda; Insecta; Lepidoptera; Noctuidae
Gene: Klp68D
Product: kinesin-like protein Klp68D
Exons: 10
Coding region: 281-2425 (714 amino acids)
Biological process (GO): microtubule-based movement
Molecular function (GO): ATP binding; microtubule binding; microtubule motor activity
Source: RefSeq, a predicted model, not a curated record